This is a messenger RNA of Sphenostylis stenocarpa, 942 nucleotides long. The record is from the annotation of a GenBank genome assembly. Lineage: Eukaryota; Viridiplantae; Streptophyta; Magnoliopsida; Fabales; Fabaceae.
AUGAAGGUCCAUGGCAUUGGUAACAGUAACAGUGGUAGUGGUUUUGUGGGUGCGGCUCGAGAGAGAGAGGAAAGGAAAGAAAAAGGUCAUAGAAUUCCGUCCACCCUUUCUCACGGACCAAUCGCCUCUCAUCUCCUUUUCAACUUCCAGAGUGAAAGGAAAAGGAAAAUGGCAAAAACUUUGCUCUGCAUUGUCUUCACUAUCUCCAUAACAUGGAUGGUCGAAGCUCGAAUUCCAGGGAUUUACUCUGGCGGUGCAUGGGAAAGUGCUCACGCCACCUUCUACGGAGGAUCCGAUGCUUCCGGCACCAUGGGGGGAGCGUGUGGGUAUGGGAACCUGUACAGUCAAGGGUACGGUGUGAACACGGCGGCAUUGAGCACGGCGCUUUUCAACAACGGCCUUAGCUGCGGCGCCUGCUUUGAGAUAAAGUGCGCGAACGACAAACAGUGGUGUCAUUCCGGAAGUCCUUCCAUCUUCAUCACCGCAACAAACUUUUGCCCUCCCAACUACGCUCUUCCUAACGACAAUGGCGGCUGGUGCAACCCUCCUCGUCCUCACUUCGACCUCGCCAUGCCCAUGUUCCUCAAAAUUGCCGAAUACCGCGCAGGAAUUGUCCCUGUUGCCUUUCGCCGGGUGCCAUGUAGAAAGCACGGAGGGAUAAGGUUCACCAUCAACGGAUUCCGUUACUUUAACCUCGUGCUGAUUAGCAACGUGGCGGGUGCGGGUGAUAUCGUGCGCACUUACGUGAAGGGGUCCCGAACCGGGUGGAUGCCAAUGAGCCGGAACUGGGGCCAGAACUGGCAGUCAAACGCGGUUUUGGUGGGGCAGGCGCUGUCGUUUCGCGUCACGGGCAGCGACCGCCGCACCUCCACCUCCUGGAACAUCGCCCCACCCAAUUGGCAAUUCGGUCAAACUUUCACCGGAAAAAAUUUCAGAGUCUGA